AUGGCAGGCAAGACAAAGCAGCAUUGGACUUAUGAGGAGACAACCUGCCUCCUUGCGUUGUGGUCUUCAGCCGAAGUCCAAACUAAGAUUGAUGGAGUUUGGAAGACUAAGGCUGUCUUUGAGAAGAUCCAGCGAGUGAUGGCGUCAGCUGGUUUUGAGAGAACAAUCGAACAGAUUUCUAACAAGUUAAAAAAACUUAGAAAAGACUUCAGGGACCAGAGGAAGGACAUUGGGCUAACAGGCAAUGGUCAGACACGCAGAAACCCUCAUUUUAAGGUCCUAGCCUCUGUCCUCAGGCCAGCAUGCCAGAUGACGGUGACGAAUACUUUGGAGACCAUGGUGGAGGACAAAACCACUAAACCACAGGCGUCCUCUGUUACUGAAAUGGCUGCCAUGAGCAUGCACAAUGUCGCUGAAGUCAUGAUGCCUCCACGAGACUGCAGCUCUCCUGCACCGUCUAGCAGCAGCUCUGGAUCUACAUGUGGCUCAUUACGAAAGGCCAGAAGGGGAAAGAGGAAACGUGAUAACGAGGAGGAGUUGCUGCAGUAUCUGGAGCGAGCAGAUGAAAAGUUCCUGCAGCACAGUAAAGAAAUGAAUGAUGCUCUACUGGACAGGAUGAAAUCAGAUACCAGUGCUUUGCUUGGACUCAUGAACCGCAUGGUAGCCGUGAUGGAGGGCCAACCAAAACAAGGGACCACGUUUCCAUACCCACUUCCACACAAAAAAAGGAUUUACACUCCUGGUAACUUCGGAACCUUCGGAAAUGAGAAAUGAAGCCAAAGCGGAAGUGCUAAAGACUGUAACACAAAGAACUGGUUUCAGUUUAGGUACUGACUCUGAACUUUACUAAUGAGUGUCUUUGGGUAGGUCGUUGAACCCCCAAU
Messenger RNA from Notolabrus celidotus (New Zealand spotty), 884 nucleotides. RefSeq lists its product as uncharacterized. NCBI's taxonomy places the organism in Eukaryota, Metazoa, Chordata, Actinopteri, Labriformes, Labridae. The record is from RefSeq and is a predicted model, not a curated record. The coding region runs from base 1 to 774 and encodes 257 amino acids. The transcript has 3 exons.